Messenger RNA from Rhincodon typus (whale shark), 2316 nucleotides. RefSeq names its product protein phosphatase 1 regulatory subunit 3G (gene ppp1r3g). Gene Ontology annotation, cellular component: protein phosphatase type 1 complex. Gene Ontology annotation, molecular function: glycogen binding; protein phosphatase 1 binding. Bases 31 to 1203 code for a protein of 390 amino acids. Gene Ontology annotation, biological process: regulation of glycogen biosynthetic process. NCBI's taxonomy places the organism in Eukaryota, Metazoa, Chordata, Chondrichthyes, Orectolobiformes, Rhincodontidae. The transcript has a single exon. The record is from RefSeq and is a predicted model, not a curated record.
UUGGUGGGAGAGGGCGAGGAGCGGCAUGUCAUGGAGGAGCCUGACCCUGCCAUCUCCCCUGCGGUGCAUCGGGACCUGCAAACAGAUCUGAAAGUCUCGCCGGCUACUUGCUCUGGCCACUCUUUGCAACUUUCCCUGGGUACCAGCAGCGCCAGUAGCAACACCAGCAGCGGCUGCAAAAUCCAUAGGAGCUGUAGCACCAUCGCUUGCAACAACAUUAGGGGCAACAUCAGCAACGGUAACAGCAGCAAGGGCAACAAUAGCAGCUGUAACAGUAACAAAAACUGCAGCCCCACCACUUGCAACACCAGCUGCUGCAACGGCAGCCUUAACGGCGACACCGGCAAAAACUGCAACGCCAGCGGCCACGGUAACAGCAGCAACAACUGCAACACCAGCGGCCACGGCAACAGCAGCGCCUGCAAGGCGAGCUGUAAUUCCGAGUCUGGCGACGAGAAGAAAGUUUGCGAGCUGUCCCGCCAGCCCGACGCCUCGAACCCUGAGAAGGAGGUGCUGGUCAGUGCCGUCAGCCGCCAGAGCAAUGAGCUGAGGUUGAACCGCCGCCGCACCAAGUCGCUGCCCUGCCUGCACGACCCCUCCGACUUCUUCAGCGAAUUCAAUGGGGGACUGCGCAAGAAGGUGAAGUUCGCCGAUUCGUUGGGGCUCAGCCUGGCCAGCGUCAAGCACUUCCGAGCCAGCGACGAGCCUUACAUCCCAUCCAAGGUCUUCCUGCGACUCCAGAGCUUUCCGGCCAUCGUGGACGACCUGAACGAGAAGUUCAAGGCGUUGGGCAUUCACUGCUUGAGACCAGCCUUCUCUAUGCCUUGCGAGGCCAGCGACUUCAUGCAGAGAGCUGAGAGGAACCGUGUCUGCCUGGAGAAUGUAACUGUCAGCCACUUUGACGUGCACGGGUUGAUCAGGGUUUUGAAUGUCUCUUAUGUCAAGGAGGUGACUGUCCGCUAUACUUUCAACAAUUGGCUUUCCUGCAUGGACACACCUGCCAAAUAUGUGGAAGGGUCGAGCCACUCGGGUACUGACCAGUUCUCUUUCGACCUGUCCAUCCCACCUUUCUUGGACCAGGGCUCUUUUGUCCACUUCGCUAUCUGCUACAGGGCAGACAACGAGGAGUACUGGGACAAUAACUUCGACAAGAAUUAUUCUCUGCAGUGCGAAUCCACGUCAGAUGAACACGCCAACAGUUAGGAUCUUCUUGAAACGCACACAUUUGCAUAUGUCCUCUAUUAAAGAGGUGCCAUCUCUCCUUUAGUUUCAUGACAAGCCGCGGGUUUAAAAAAAAAGCACGAGGCGUCAAACUUGCCCAACGAAGUGUAUUAUUAUAUGUUCCAGUCUUAAGAUAGAGUUUGAGGUAUGCUAUUGACAGUACAAUUAUUGAAGAAAAUUAAAGAGGCAAUGGCAUCACAAAUAUCUGACUUACGAUCAAAAGAUUCUACUGUGCACCAAACAAGUGGCCGAACUGACAAUGUAAAUGUCAGUAUGCAGACCUGUUAAUAAGAUAACUUUGGACUUUUUAAAGCCCUUUUGUCCAUCCUCCAACUUUUUGAUGUUACAUUUGCUUUUUAAGGAGGAAUUUAAGCGAGACUACAACAUCCCUCACCCAGGAGCUGGGAUGCAGAAUCUGCUGUGGGUCCUAUCCAAAGCCACUCUCAUCAGCUGCUAGUAAGUUGUAGAGAGCAGGCUGGUUUCAUAUGAGACCUGAAUUACCACUAAACCCUCCCAACCCACAGAAGUGCUGUGAUUGCAGGUAGAAAAUCACAUCCUACUGCUUUGCAACCGUUAUGUAUAGAGUAUUAUUGCAGUGCCUUACAGUAUGCCCAAUACCAAAAAGACAACUUAAAGAAGUUGUGAUCUCAAAUUAAAGAUUUUUUAUAUAUGGACAGAUUUGAUUAACUGUCCAAAAAUGAAUUGUGCACUUGACCUUUGCUCCGAAAUAUGACUGCUCAAGAGUUUUUAUUGAUCUGAGAAUCAUAGGCUAUACAGAAAAUUAUAACAUAAUGCACUUAGUAAUUGAUGAGGACUAAAUUAGUCAUCCUGUAACUAGACGUCAGUUCACACAGUGAAAACCACAGCUUUUUGCCAGGUUUGUUCAGGAGGAGUUGGUUUACAUCUACAUAUCCCUGACUAAAAUGCUUUAAAUCAUUGGUGACUGUAAAUGUCUAGAAAACUGAUUGUACCACUGGAACUAUGUAUUGUUUAUGGAAUGUACUUGCAGUCAGAAUAAAAUAGAAAACUUUAUUUACUAAGGUAUGCAAAUAGAACAGAGAACGUUCUCUAAACAUGACAUCAAAAUGAAUUUUG